AUUUAUAGAAGAUCAGAUUGAGACCCUUCACGCACGUGCCUCUUCCCUCUUCUUUUGUGUCAUCGUCUCGUUGAAACUCUUCUUCGCCUAAAACUCCGCAGGCACAGCUCAAAGAUAUCUCCUUCUCUCUCUCUCCCCCCUCCGUAGCCGUCUUCUCGCCGGAGAAACCAGAAGACAGAGAAGAGAAUGGGUAAAGGAGGGCGCGAGAGAGUUGCGGAGGAUGAAGAAGGAAUCAUGGCGACGGAUUUCUUCUGGUCGUACACUGACGAGCCUCAUGCUUCGAGGAGACGUAAUAUUCUGUCUCGAUACCCUCAGAUCAAAGAUCUCUUCGGUCCUGAUCCCUGGGCUUUCCUCAAGAUCACGGUCGUCGUUUUGCUCCAGCUCUCGACAGCUGCUCUUCUUCGCGACGCAGGCUGGCUGAAGAUUCUAACCAUUGCAUAUUUCUUUGGCUCUUUCCUCAAUCACAAUCUCUUCUUGGCGAUCCACGAGCUCAGCCACAAUCUCGCCUUUUCCACUCCAGUCUACAACCGGUGGCUCGGGAUUUUUGCCAACCUCCCCAUCGGCGUACCAAUGUCUGUAACUUUCCAAAAGUACCAUCUCGAGCACCAUCGUUUUCAAGGAGUGGACGGCAUUGACAUGGAUGUCCCGAGCUUUUCAGAAGCCCGUCUCGUGAAAAACGUGUUUGCCAAGACCGUGUGGGUGUUCUUACAACUCUUCUUCUACGCGCUAAGACCGUUGUUUCUGAAACCGAAGCCUCCUGGCUACUGGGAGUUCGUCAACCUGCUCGUUCAGAUAGGUCUGGACGUGGCAAUGAUCCGGUUCUGUGGAUGGAGAUCGUUUCUUUACCUGAUACUUUCGACUUUCGUGGGCGGGGGUAUGCAUCCAAUGGCGGGGCAUUUCAUCUCGGAGCACUACGUGUUUAAACCCGAGCAAGAAACUUACUCGUACUACGGCCCGCUGAAUCUGCUGACGUGGAGUGUCGGCUAUCAUAACGAGCAUCACGAUUUCCCGAGAAUCCCGGGAAACAAGCUGCACAAGGUGAGGGAGAUGGCACCCGAAUACUAUGAAGGAUUAGAGUCGUACAAGUCAUGGAGCCAAGUGAUAUACAUGUACAUUAUGGACAGAACAGUUGGUCCUUUUAGCAGAAUGAAGAGGAAGAUCUCUGCAAGAAAGUCCGAGUAGAAUCUCCUUGAUCAUCAGUUUCAGACAUCAGAAACUGUUUUUUUUUCCUGAAAGAAUAUAUAUAUAUAUGCACACACACACACAUAUAUAUUAUAUUGGUUGGGUCUUGAGGGGGAGAUUGUCUUGGAAUAGUUAAAGCAGUGUAUUAAGGCCUUAGCUUUGAUCUGUUGUUGGGUUUUGGUGUUUUGGAUUUUUCAAAAUCGGUGCCAUUAACAUUACAAUGUUUUUUCUUUAAUCAAUUUUUCUUCUGAAAUUAGUUCUU
This is a messenger RNA of Tarenaya hassleriana, 1444 nucleotides long. RefSeq names its product sphingolipid delta(4)-desaturase DES1-like. Gene Ontology annotation, cellular component: membrane. NCBI's taxonomy places the organism in Eukaryota, Viridiplantae, Streptophyta, Magnoliopsida, Brassicales, Cleomaceae. The record is from RefSeq and is a predicted model, not a curated record. Gene Ontology annotation, biological process: ceramide biosynthetic process. The coding region runs from base 187 to 1182 and encodes 331 amino acids. Gene Ontology annotation, molecular function: sphingolipid delta-4 desaturase activity. The transcript is spliced from 2 exons.